AUUAAAAUUUUUUUAAUAUCAUUCAAUUGGUAUAUUAUUUAAUUUUAAAUACAGUAAAAACAAAUUAUAUAUCACUAAAAUUACAAUAAAACUAUAAAUUUUUUUUUUUUUUUUUUUAAAAAUUUAAAAUGGGUGUCGCUUUUGGUAAACUUUUCAGCCGUUUCUUUGGCAAAAAAGAUAUGAGAAUUUUAAUGGUCGGUCUUGAUGCCGCUGGUAAAACUACCAUUUUAUACAAACUCAAAUUAGGUGAAAUUGUUACCACAAUUCCAACUAUUGGUUUCAAUGUCGAAACUGUCGAAUUCAAAAACAUUAACUUUACCGUUUGGGAUGUCGGUGGUCAAGAUAAAAUUAGACCAUUAUGGAGACAUUAUUUCCAAAAUACUCAAGGUCUCAUCUUUGUCGUCGAUUCAAACGAUAGAGAAAGAAUUCAAGAAGCCUGUGAUGAACUCCAAAAAAUGCUCAAUGAAGAUGAAUUACGUGAUGCCGUUCUUUUAGUUUUCUGUAACAAACAAGAUCUUCCAAAUGCCAUGAGCGUUGCUGAAGUCACAGAUAAACUCAAUCUCCACGCUCUCCGUCAAAGAAAAUGGUACAUCCAAUCAACCUGUGCCACCUCAGGUGACGGUCUUUACGAAGGUCUUGAUUGGUUAAGCAACACUUUAACUGCUUCUAAGUAAAAAAAAUUAAAGGACCAAAUCAAGCAUAGAUAAAAUUUUUAAAAAGUUUCUAUGCAAAUGUUCAAUAAAAAAGAAAUGUUUAUAAUAAGAAGAAUAAAAUAAAAAAAUAAAAAAAAAAAAAAAAAAAAAAACUCCAAAAAAAAACAACCAAUCAUAAUAAUAACUAAAUAAUAAUAUUAUAUAUAUAUUUUUUUUAAAUAAAGAUUUAUUUAAAUUGUAUUUAAGUAAUACUAUACACAUUACAUUUUUUCUUUUUUUCUUUUUUUU
Messenger RNA from Dictyostelium purpureum, 941 nucleotides. It is a transcript of the gene arfA, whose product is annotated as ADP-ribosylation factor 1. Gene Ontology annotation, biological process: intracellular protein transport; vesicle-mediated transport. The transcript has 5 exons. Gene Ontology annotation, molecular function: GTPase activity; GTP binding. The record is from RefSeq and is a predicted model, not a curated record. NCBI's taxonomy places the organism in Eukaryota, Evosea, Eumycetozoa, Dictyosteliales, Dictyosteliaceae. Gene Ontology annotation, cellular component: plasma membrane; cytoplasm. Bases 129 to 674 code for a protein of 181 amino acids.